This is a messenger RNA of Zophobas morio, 2295 nucleotides long. Its product is annotated as zinc finger Y-chromosomal protein 1-like. The record is from RefSeq and is a predicted model, not a curated record. Gene Ontology annotation, biological process: regulation of transcription by RNA polymerase II. The transcript has 3 exons. Gene Ontology annotation, molecular function: DNA-binding transcription factor activity, RNA polymerase II-specific; RNA polymerase II transcription regulatory region sequence-specific DNA binding. NCBI's taxonomy places the organism in Eukaryota, Metazoa, Arthropoda, Insecta, Coleoptera, Tenebrionidae. Bases 586 to 2076 code for a protein of 496 amino acids.
AUAUCUUUGGGAAUGGUAGUUCUCGAAUUCACGAAAUGUUGACGUUGAGUACACUAACCUAACUUUUUGUGUAAUUUGUUGUUUGUGUGUUAUUUGAACAAAGUUUUGUAACUAUUUGUGCCGGUAGCGACUUUUGGUUGGAACUUAUUUAAAUGUUUUGAGCCUAUGGGCGGAUCAUUUUUGCCUGCCCUCACCGAAGAAGGCGGUCCAAAUCCUUCAAGGGCAGAAUUUGUAGGUAAGCUCAAACUACAACGAAAUUUACAUUUGUUUGAGCCUACCUACAAAUUCUGCCCUUGGACGAUUUGGACCGCCUCCUUCGGUGACGACAGGCAAAAAUGAUCCGCCCAUAGGCUCAAAACAUUUGCGUGUGAUUGUACACUAACCUAACUUUUUGUGUAAUUUGUUGUUUGUGUGUUAUUUGAACAAAGUUUUGUAACUAUUUGUGCCGGUAGCGACUUUUGGUUGGAACUUAUCUAAAUUUUCCAAAAAUCGAAAUUAUUUUUGACGAGAAAAUGUGAGGUUAAAACUGCGGUGUUUAUCGAAUAGUCUAGAGCACGGUUGCAGGAGACGAUUUAGCUUAUCAAAAUGUCAACUUUGGAGUAUUCCGAAUCUCUUCGAGUUCGGGGAAGAUCUUCAUGGAAAAACGUCCACAACUGUAAACAAUGCCCCUAUUUUACGACGUCACUUUUCUUAAUGGUGAACCACGUGCGACGACAUCGUUCAUCCGUGGAAAAAUUCACAUGUUCCAAUUCCAAAAUCGAAGUAUUUUACUGCAAAGAUUGCGAUUUUAAAACCGAACUAACGAUUCUGUUCAAACAACACAUUGAUAAACAUCACGGAAUUAAGAAAGAAUCCGACGACGAUUCAUCAAGUCGGGACUUUAUUGUCAAAAACUACGUUUGCGAAAAAUGCCACUUCCAAACAAAUCUCGUGUUAAAGUGGCUUCAGCAUUCUUCAGCGUGUACAGGAAAGGAAGAGGACAUAUAUGAAAGUGAAUGGCACCGGGGCAAUGAGUGUCCAUUUAAAACUAAGCGUAAAAAUUGUUUAAACAGGCACACUAUUGUAAAACAUCUAGAUAAAGAAAAAAUCAAGUGGUACAAAUGCAAACACUGUCCAUAUAAAAGUAAAAAUAAAGCAGGUUUAAAAAUCCACGUGACUAGUAAGUGUCCAUUUAAAUCCCGAUGGGAACGGAGUUUUAAACUACAUACAAAUUUGUUACACGUGAAAGAAGAGAACAUCAAAUUGUAUGAAUGCAGUGAGUGCCCACACAAAACUAAGUAUAAAGAUAAUUUAAGGACACACGUAAUUGCACGACAUCAAAACGAAAACAAAAUUAAAUGGUACGCUUGUGACAGUUGUACAUUUAGAAGUAAACGCCAGUCCAAUUUAAAAAAUCAUGUAGAAGCUAGACAUUCGGACGAAACUAAACGCUACGAAUGCGACAAAUGUCCCUACAAAACUAGAAUGAGUCGAAAUUUAAAGAGACACACAAUUCAUAUUCAUUCAGAAAAUUCAGAAUGGUACGAAUGUGCCAAGUGCUCAUAUAAAACUAAAACAAAAUACUGUUUAAAACUGCACGUACAGGUCCAUUUGGACGUCAAACCGUAUCAGUGCAAAUAUUGUCCAUAUGCGUCGAUACACAACGUUGAUUUAAAGCGUCAUAUGGAUUACCGCCACAUAAAUCAGAUCCAUUCAGACGAUGAAAGUGCUGAGUGGUACAAGUGCGGAAAGUGUCCUUUUCAAACUAGGGGGAAAUAUGAUCUCAAACGACACAUUAACAAAGUGCAUGAAGAAGACGUCGAGUGGUACGAAUGUAAAGAGUGUCCAUAUAAAACUAAAAACCGGUGGACUUUGAAACGUCACGUAAUUUCUAGACAUUUGGAGGAAGAACAAGUCACGUGGUACGAGUGCCGAUAUUGUUCGUAUAAGACGAAAUUCAAUUAUUGUUUAAAGUCUCAUGUAAAUGGAAGCCAUUUGGAUGAUGCAGAAGCUAAGUGGUACAAAUGCGAACGUUGUUCUUACAAAUGUAAAAAUCGAUCUACUUUUUACAAACACAAAAGGAAAGGGCACGUGUAGAGUUUUAUUUUAAUUGUAGUCUUAAAAUAUUUGUAUCACCGCUGUUUGUAUUUUGCUUUCAUUAAAAUUUUAAACAAAGACCGAGUGAUUUGUUUGAAAGUUACAUUUUUCGAGAUUUCUAUACCGCUGAAUUUUUUGACAAUUUCUAAACGAUUUUUGCAAAAACGAGAAUUUCCACCAUGUAUACAAAUUUCAAAAUAUAACUAAAUAAAUUUCCGG